GAAGAAAACUCUAUCAGUAUUCGGAGAGCCGCUAAGCGAAACGGUCAUUAGAAAUUAAGAGUGAUUUUUAAAAUAAAAAAUUAAAUUUGCAUCAUGUUCAAAUCCCGCUGCAAAACGGAAGGUGCUCCAAAUCCCAGACGGGCCUUUGAAAUGAAACAAUAUGCUGCCGCCGAUCCAAAUAUUCCAUUGCAAAAAGAUUGGUCCGAAACCUGGUGUACCUUGCCACAACCCUUCGACACCGUUCUCGGGGAGGUUUUAAACUAUGAAGUGCGGCCGGAUGAUGUCUUUAUUGUGACAUUUAUCAAGUGUGGCACCACCUGGAUGCAAGAGACCGCCUGGUUGUUGUUGAAUAAUUUAGAUUUUGCCAAGAGCAAAGAAUUGCCCCAGACCCAGCGUUCACCGUUUUUGGAUUUCCAUGGCAUUGUCACCACUGCUCCCAAUGUCGUGGAAUACAGUAAAACUCUGACCAGUCCCCGUUUACUGAAGACCCACAUGCCAGCGAAUUUGGUGCCCAGGCAGAUUUGGCAACAAAAGACCAAGGUCAUCUACGUUGCUCGCAACUGCAAAGAUGUCGUUGUGUCCUCCUAUCAUUUUGCUAAAAACCUACGCCUGUGGGCCGGUGAUAAUAUCGAAGAUUUUGUCACCGAUUUCCUCAACGAUGAAAUUUUGUACUGCAACUAUUGGUCACACAUUGUGGACUUUUGGAAAAUGCGCAACGAGGAGCAUAUCUUUUUCGUUACCUACGAAGAAAUGAAACGGAAUUUGGGUGGAGUCGUACAGAGGUUAUGUGAUUUCUUGGGUCGACCUCAGCUGAGCGAGGAGGAGUUGCAGAAGACAUUGGAUCAUUUGUCGUUCAAUAAAAUGAAAGAUAAUGACAAGGCAAAUAUCACGACAGUGUUGAAACAGCACAUAACAACGGCCAAUGAUGAUUUUCAAUUUAUGCGCCGUGGUAUUGUUGGCUCUUUCAAAGACGAAUUGACACCGGAAUUGCAAGCGAAAAUCGAUAACUGGUCCCGGGACUUUUUGGCCAAGCAUGGUCUGACGGAGGAGGAUAUUUUUGGAAAAUUAUAAAUUCUUGUUGUUUUUAUUUAAAUUUAAGUAGAUUUAAUUUUUUUUUAGAUUAAUUUGUUAAUUUUUUUUUGUACAAAACCAAGGCUUUUCAAUUUAAAUGUCUUUAUAUGACGACACCAGCUUACCUAUUAAGCCUUCUUCAGCUAGCCUACAAAGAUAUACGUCCCUUCAGCUCGUCCAUAAAUUUCCUGGUCAUUUAGAUUUCCUAUAGCGCCUCCAUGUCAUUUUGCCCUGUCUAUAAAGUCUGCUAGGCCCUUCAGUUUGUCUAUGGAGACUACUUGAAUCUUCUGCUCUUCUAAAAGAGCCAUAAAGUCUUCCUUGACCUUUAGCUCGCCUAUAAGAUUCCCUGACCCUUUAGUUUUUCUAGAGCGUUUUCAUGGCUCCUUGUCUACAUAUGGAGACUCGUCCACCUUUCAGUUUAUCUAUCGAGAUUCUUAGCCGUUUGUCUGAAUAUGAAGUCCCCAGCCCCUUAGUUUUUUUUGCAAAUCAUACCUUGAGUUUCACCACACCUAUAAAUAUAUCCGUCCCUUUAGCUCGUCCAUUUAGAUUUCCUAUAGCGCCUCCAUGGCUCUUUGCUCUGUCUAUAAAGUCUGCAAGGCCCUUUAGUUCGUCUAUAGAGACUACUUGAAUAUCCGACUUUUCUAAAAGAGCCACAAAGUCUUCCUUAACCUUUAGCUCGCCUAUAAAAUUCCCUGACCCUUUAGUUUUUCUAAAGGGUUUUCAUGGCCCCUUGUCUACAUAUGAAGACUCGCCCGCCUUUCAGUUUAUCUAUCGAGAUUCUUUGCCGUUUAUCUGGUAUAUGACGACCCCAGAGCCCUUAGCUUUCCUACAAAUCAUUCAUUCUUCUAUAGAUUUGCGGAUCCUUUAGAUUUACUAUAGCUUCUCCGUGGCCUUUUGCUCUGCCUAUAAAGUCUGCUAGGUCCUUUAGUUCUUCUAUGGAUACUACUUGAAUCUCCGGGUCUUCUAUAAAAGCUUCAAGGCCCUUGGUCUCGUCUACGGCGACUUCAUAUCUUUUAACCUCCUCAGUAUUACAGAGAAAUUCUAAGGACAUUUUUUGGAAACAUUUUAAGCAUCUUGGAUAUGGAUUUAAAAGACCCCAUCCCCCUCACCUUAACUAUGAUUUCUUCCUAAACCUUCAGUUAGCUUACAAAGACAUGCAUACCUCUAGCUCGUCUAUAGCUUCCCUGGUCCUUUAGACUUACAAUAACGUCUCCAUGGCCUUUUGCUCUGUCAAUAAAGUCUGCUAAGCCCUUAAGUUUGUUUAUAGAGACUACUUGAAUCUCCGACUCUUCUAUAAAAGUUCCAAGGCCCUUGGUCUCGUCCACGGCGACUCCCUAUCUAAUAAGCUCUCCCGUAUUGCAGAGGAAAUUUAAGAACAUAUUUUUCGGAAACAUUUUAAGCAUCUUGGAUAUGGACUAUAAAGACCUCAUCCUUCCUCAGCUUACCUAUAAUUUCCUCCUAGACCUUCAGGUAGCUUACAAAGGUAUCCAUACCUCUAGCUCGUCUAUAGCUUCCCUGGUUCUUUACAGAUUUCCUAUUGCGCCUAAAUGGCCCUUUGCUCCGUCCAUAAAGUUUACUAGGUCCUUUAGUUUGUCCACAGCGACUACUUGGAUCUUAGGUUCUUCUACAAAAGCUCUAAGUCCCUUGGUUUCGUCUAUGGCGAUUCCCUAUCUAUCAAGCCCAUCAGAGGAUUUUUUAAAGACAUUUUUUCUGUAGAGUUUUCAACCUUUUGGGGUUUGACUUUUGGGUCCUAUUUUUUUUGGAAAAGUGUUCUUUAUUUCCUGCUUAUAUAUGUCGGAAUAAUGUAGAAAAAUUUUCAUCAUGUAAUUUUACAAUGGAUGUUGAAAUACACCUCAGUUCGGAACCUCAACAUCAAAAUCAAGCAGAUUUUGGGUGUUAAGUUGUACCUUUUGAGAGUUGGAUUGUAUGGCCUAAAAUGAAGUAUUUUACAGAAGGGUGGUGUUGAAGGCAAAAAUAUUCCCCAUAAAAUUUUACCAUAAGUCAUCAACGAACUGAAGGGUAUAAACAAAGUACAUAUCCAUAAAAUAUCUUAAAUAUUUAGUCGUUCUGUUGCUAGAUUAUACAUUUUUUUAUCUAAAUUGGUUUUGGGUCACAAAUAAAUAUUAUAAAACGCUAUCCCGCAAACAAA
Messenger RNA from Musca domestica (house fly), 3220 nucleotides. RefSeq names its product sulfotransferase 1 family member D1. Gene Ontology annotation, biological process: sulfation. The transcript has 5 exons. The coding region runs from base 94 to 1071 and encodes 325 amino acids. The record is from RefSeq and is a predicted model, not a curated record. Gene Ontology annotation, molecular function: sulfotransferase activity. Lineage: Eukaryota; Metazoa; Arthropoda; Insecta; Diptera; Muscidae. Gene Ontology annotation, cellular component: cytoplasm.